AUGUCUUCUCCUGCUUUACCUAUUGUCUUGUCUGUGUCUCGGGUUGCAGAGAAGCAUGCUCGUGCUGCUUGUGGGACUGGUUCUUUGGACGAUGCGCUCUCUGCUGCGUUGGUCAAGACCGAACUUGAGGAUUUCUACCGCGCAAACGCAGAAUUAUCCGGACCCGUAGCGUUUUCACGCUUGCGCGCGGCAGUGAACGCCCUCUUCACCGCUCUCACUAACGCUCGGGGUGCGACUCUGUCACAGUUCCCCCUCUUGUGGGAGCUACUUGUAGUGGAGCAGGUCUUUUUCACCACCUACUCGCAUUCGCCGGACCUCCGACUCAUGCAAGACUUCCUUGACGCCAAAGGACACUCUGAGCCGUCUGUUGAAAUGGAAUCGCACGCAGACGGGUUCGGAAACUCCGGCCACGGUCCAUCGGCAGCUCUCGACUUGCAUACUCUCGGACCGCUGCAGUGGUGGCUUGCUCUAGAUAAUCCAUUGACUUGCCGUGUACUGCGCCGGCAGGACAUCUAUGACAGUGUCGCGGACACUCUAGUCGAGAGAGAAGUCCAAGCACUCUCGCCGUCGCCUGAUCCCCAGCCAGCUCCUCCUCUCCCUUCCGCCAUUCCACUCCGCGCUACCAUCGCCAGUGAAAUCAGUGUCGCCAGCGGAUCCGCGUUAUACACCGGUGAUAAUGAGCUCGGCGCGGGUUCAAUUGACGACGACCUUGUUAUUCGCCGCCCUAAAGCGCUGCCGUCGCCUUGGCUUCCUCCCGUCGGCCUCGUCGGCGAGAUUACUUGGCGCAUCGAGGAUCUGAACCAGCUUCGCCAGGAUCUUCUCAACUGGCGGCAGAAUGAACGUAUCCCGGAUGCUCUUAUCUGGGAGCACCCAGCGAUGCAUGGAUGCGCAGUGGAUGCUGCCGGGCAGGCUGUGCAGUAUUUGGUCUGUCCAAUGCGUUAA
Molecule: messenger RNA, 942 nt
Organism: Peniophora sp. CBMAI 1063
Lineage: Eukaryota; Fungi; Basidiomycota; Agaricomycetes; Russulales; Peniophoraceae
Source: the annotation of a GenBank genome assembly